Molecule: messenger RNA, 663 nt
Organism: Exophiala bonariae
Lineage: Eukaryota; Fungi; Ascomycota; Eurotiomycetes; Chaetothyriales; Herpotrichiellaceae
Exons: 1
Coding region: 1-663 (220 amino acids)
Molecular function (GO): protein binding
Source: RefSeq, a predicted model, not a curated record
AUGCCCAACAACGUACCUCUGCCUACUCCCACUCCAGAAGAGCUCGACGAUCUGAUUUACUUCUCUCGCACCGGCGAUCUCGAGUCACUGAAGGCGUCCAUCACAGAACUAUGCUCAACACACAGCUGUGCCCCUUCCAACAUCAUCGCCACAGCCAUCGAUAUCGACGAAGAGGGUCUCGGCUCGCAGUCCUCGCUCCUGCACUACCCAGCCGCGAAUGGAAACCUCGAGAUCGUAACCUACCUCCUAAGCCUGUUGGUGCCCUCGGCGUCCCUGCACGGGAGCCAUAGUGGAACGACGGCUGAUAAGAGUGCGCCGCAGCUGGUCAAUCAUCGCAACGUCAGUGGGAAUACCCCGCUGCACUGGGCGGGUGUUAAUGGUCACUUGGAGGUCGUCAAGAAAUUGGUGCAGGCCGGCGCAGACGCUACGAUUAUCAAUGCUGCGGGUCGUGAUGCUGUCGUGGAGAGCGAGGCUAGUGCCAAGGACGGGGCCGCCGAAUGUGCUGUCUGGCUCUUGAAGAAUUGUGAUGGCCUGGAACAGAGUGUGGGGGUGGGAAAGGAAGAAGAGGAGGAUACCGGCUUGGAUGAGCCUACGGGAACUGAGAAUGGUAGAGCAAACUCGACAGAUGAGGUUGGCACUUCGGAGGAUUCAAAACAAACGUGA